AAGCAUGCACUAGCACCCCCAAACAGCCUUUCUGAGGUAGUGGCCAGACAAAAUAGGAAAGAAAUGGGGACGAAAUUUUAUUUCUUUGUUGUCCUUCUUGUGGUUUUCCGCCCCUCAGAAAGCCAGAAUAUAAGAACCCUGAAAUUGGCUCUAGACCCAAAGUAUACGUCACUGCUCCCUUUGUCAACCCAGUAUUACAUUACUGAACUCAGCAGUACGCCUCGUAUGCUAUGUUUCUUGAUGUGUCUUCAACUGAUUGAUAUCUGUACUGGAACGGUUGUGAAUUCUGAUGCCUUGCAAUGUAAACUUAUGAAUUCACAUUUGAAUGGACUGAUUCUGGACGUAAACAACCCAGUGCCCGGGUGGUCAUUCUGGGAUGUUGAAAGCGGUUGUGCCUCUGGUUGGCUGGCCUACAACGGACAUUGCUACAUCAGAACAAGCACUCAACUCAGCUUUCACGAUGCUCAUACGCAUUGUCAACAGUUUGCCGCAUACUUGGUUGAAAUCAACGACCUAAAUGAAAACACCUGGAUCACCCAAAAUCUGCUGAAGGACAUAUACUGUGCUGAUCCAUACGCAUGCGGAACAUGGACGGGUGGAAAUGACAUGAGCGUGGAGGACAGUUUCGUGUGGAGAGGUUCGAACGCAGCCUUCACCUUCACCAACUGGUAUGGAUCUAACCCUGAUGAUGCCUCAACAACGGAGAAACUAGACUGUGUGGAAAUCUUCUAUCUUGGCUCGUGGAAUGAUAGGCCUUGUCCAGAUCUGAAGCCGUUUAUUUGUGAAAAGUAACCGCUAGUGCAAUUUUGUGCAUCCUAGAGCAAAUUAUUUUGUUCUCCUAAAACAUGUAAAGUACGUUGAUUGAUUGACUGACGUUUCAGAAGCUGGAUGGUCAACAAAUCCUUCCCUUAGAUUAUAGAAUUGAUUUUAUAAGCCAUAAACUAUUGUUAAGAAAAGAGAAAUCCCUAAUACUUAACCUUUAAAAUGUGAAUGUUUUCCUGUAUGUUCAUCUAAUAUCUAAAAGGAUAUUUAUACAGUAUAAUAUGGCCGGCGCCAUCUAUCCCUUUAAAUGUUUGUGGAAAUUAGAUAGUUUGGGUGUAAAAAGUUGGUGUUUUGUUUUGUGGCCUAUUAAAAAGGAAAAAAAAAUGUCUGUGUCAUCUCUGUUCAAAAUAAUAUGUAGUGUCGUCUUAACUAUUUUGUAUUGAUGUCUGCUUGAAACCUUGCGUUUUUCUCUCCCACUCCCAUAUCAUUCUCUGUUAUAAUAACUCUACUUAUUUUUCACCAUUUAAGAGGAAUUCGAUAUCUUUUGUUGAUUCCCUUAAAAUUUGCCGUUAAUAGACCGAUUGUCUGUAAAAAAAGGACCGCUUAAAAAAAAAUGCGUACGUUCGAUAAACUGAUACAU
Molecule: messenger RNA, 1402 nt
Organism: Magallana angulata
Lineage: Eukaryota; Metazoa; Mollusca; Bivalvia; Ostreida; Ostreidae
Product: perlucin-like protein
Exons: 4
Coding region: 64-792 (242 amino acids)
Molecular function (GO): signaling receptor activity
Source: RefSeq, a predicted model, not a curated record